AUGAAGGCCACCACCUGUCACCAUACGGCCUGGUGCAGGCUGGUUUCGACGAAAACACAGCUUUCCUGCUGUGUUCUGCUACUAGCGCAACUGGUGUUGCUUACCCACGCGCAACUCUCACAGCAACAAUCGAACGAUGUCAACCGAUACAACAGCAACCCGUCGGAUCCGUUUGGACGGCAGCAGUACAACCCCCAACAGCAGUACCCAAAUUCCCAGUACGAUCCGAACCAGCGCCUAAACCAGGGCAGCGGAUUGUCACCAACUUCCGGUACGAACUACCAGCGAGAUUUCUACAACAGCGGCGGCGGCGGCGGCGUCAACAGCCAGGACUCGAACAGCAUCGAUGCGAACCGGUUCGGGCAGCAAGAUGGCAACCGGAAUGUGAUCUUCCAGUCGACAACCCCGCGAGAUUAUUUCAAUCGUCAAACGACACCGGCAUCGCGGUCACGUGUGAGCACAUUCAACAGGAAUCCGUUCCUGAACGAUUUUGCCGCCGGCAAUCCGUUCUCUCGGGGCAUCACCUACUUCAUCGUCGCCUCGCGGAUAGUACGUCCCGGGCAGGUGUACAAGGUGUCCGUGUCGGUGUUGGAAUCACAUCUGCCACUCGGCGUGCGGGCUAGUAUCUCGCGCGAUGGCGUUGAGAUGAGUAGUGAGGUUAAACCGAUCACAGUAGGCGUACCGGAAACGCUGCUGAUGCGUGUACCACCGACAAGCGUGUUCGGAGAGUACAAGCUGCGUGUGGAGGGCUCGUACGACAAGAACUUUGGUGGGUACGUGUUCGUCAACGAGACGAAACUCAUCUUCUCCCAGCGCUCGAUGACGAUCUUCGUGCAGACGGACAAACCGGUGUACAUGCAGGGCGAAACGGUGCGUUUCCGGGCGAUCCCGAUCACUACCGAACUGCGAGGGUUCGAUAAGGAGAUGAACGUGUACAUGCUGGAUCCGGCUGGCCACAUCAUGCGUCGGUGGUUGUCACGCCAAUCCAACCAGGGUUCGGUUAGCCUGCAGUACCAGCUAUCCGAUCAGCCCGUGUUCGGUGAGUGGAAGAUCCGCAUCGAGGCGCAGGGACAGAUCGAGGAGGCGAUCUUUAACGUGGAGGAGUACUACCAAACGCGCUUCGAAGUGAACGUCACGAUGCCGGCGUUCUUCUUCAACACGGAUCGCUACAUCCACGGGCGUAUUAUGGCGAACUUUACGAACGGCACACCAGUGAAGGGCAAUCUGACACUGAAGGCGACGAUCCGACCGAUCGGGUUCUUCAACCCGGAAGCCAUCAACCAGAUGAACCGUGUGGGAAAUCUCGGCCGAUUGACGAACCUGCAGACCGAGAACGUGCCGUACUACUUGCAGAAGACAAACCCGGAGCUGUUGUAUAACAACCCGCAGAACACCUUCACCAGCCAGGUUGGUGGUCGCGAUCGGGACGCGUACGAUUCAUCAGGCACGGCCUACGAUGGAAACCGGUACUCGAACAACUUCCAGGACACGUUCGUUAUCGAGCGGCACCUGAACUUCGACGAAGAGUGGCCUUUCUGGAUCAAGAAGCCGAUCGAAACAGACGCACAGUGGGAUUCGUGGUCGAACACGUACCGGGAGAGUUUACCGUUCCUGCGCUUCUUCAACGGCACCUACCAUUUCCGGUUCCCGAUGAGCGAGCUGGCUCAGUUAGUGCCAAACCUGUCGGGGAUGGAGAUUCUGUUCACGGCGCGUGUUGGAGAGCGCUUUUACAAUGAGGUAGUCGAAGGAUAUUCGCUGACGCGCGUGUACAACUCAUCCAUUCGCAUCGCUUUCUUGGGAGAAUCUCCUCAGGUGUUCAAACCAUCGAUGCCGUUCACGGUGUUCCUGAUCGCGGAGUAUCACGAUGGUUCUCCAUUACCACUGGAUGAGUUCCACGCCGGUCGUAUGGAGGUGUCCGGUUCGAUCGAAAGCCGCGCCUCAGGCGGACGCAGUUCGUUCGAUACGCGUGUGCUCCAAAUGUCGGAAAAUCCGGGCGUAUGGGAACUGAAGAUGGACAUCCGGCACGACCUGAACCUGGAGAACACGAAGCAAACGAACGAGUUCCUGAACGAGAUCCAAUCGAUGCGACUCACGGCGAACUACGUCGAUCCGUCGGGCGAACGAGCCAACACGGAGUUACUGCUGCUGGCCCAUUUCUCACCCAACAACCACAACAUCAAGGUGCACACGAGCACAACGAACGCAAAGGUCGGCGAGUACAUCACGCUGCACGUGCAGAGCAACUUCUACAUCAAGGACUUUAACUACCUCGUCAUGUCGAAGGGCAUCAUCCUAAUCACCGGCCACGAAAACAUGCAGGGUGGUGUGAAAACGAUGGCCAUCACACUGAGCGCUGAAAUGGCCCCUGCGGCAACGAUCGUGGUGUGGCACAUCGGACGUUACGGCAAACUGCUGACGGAUAGUCUCACGUUCCCGGUGAACGGUAUCUCGCGCAACAACUUCACCGUGUUCAUCAAUAACCGGAAAGCGCGCACCGGCGAGAAAGUCGAAGUGGCCAUCUACGGUGAGCCGGGUUCGUACGUCGGUCUGUCCGGUAUCGACAACGCGUUCUACACGAUGCAGGCCGGUAACGAGCUGACGUACGCGAACGUCAUCACGAAAAUGCUGUCUUUCGAUGAGCACACUAACGGCACGCUGAAGCAGACCUGGAUGUCACACGACGGCGAUCCGGAUGAGCUCGUGUACUAUCCGUCGUCGACGUUCGGUAUCGACGCGAACCGGACGUUCGAGUACGCUGGGUUGGUGGUGUUCACGGACGGAUACGUACCGAUGCGGCCAUUACUCUGCGAUCCUGCUCUCAACUACAGCGAGUGUUUGAAUGGGCGUUGUUACCGGGCGGAUAAGCGAUGUGACGGUUACAUGGACUGCGAGGAUGGUACGGAUGAGGCUGGGUGUAUGGUGCGCAACGAAACUCUACUGGCCGAGUUCCGCAAAUUCCGGUUCAAUCGCAUCCUGCGCCACUACCAAAACGUGUGGAUGUGGAAGGACGUGAACAUCGGACCGCAUGGUCGGUACAUCUUUAACCUGGAAGUACCGCAAGUUCCCGCUCUAUGGACGGUAUCUGCUUUCGGUAUUAGUGGAACGCUUGGCUAUGGCAUGUUGCGCAAACCUAUCGAGUACGUCGGUGUGCAGCCGUUCUUCAUUAACGUCGAGAUGCCGACCGCGUGUCAUCAGGGCGAACAGGUUGGCAUUCGAGUGGCUGUUUUCAACUACCAAACGGUCGAUAUCGAAGCAACGGUGGUACUACAUAGCUCUCCUGACUACCAGUUCGUGCACGUCGAGGAGGAUGGCAUCGUGAGGUCGUACAACCCACGCACGUCCUUUGGCGAACACCAGUUCUACAUCUACAUGAACGCACAGGACUCGGCAAACGUGUACCUGCCGAUCGUGCCAACACGGUUGGGUGAAAUCGAAGUGACGAUCCACGCGUCUACGCUGCUUGGAGCACACCAGAUCAGCCGCAAAAUUACGGUGGAAGCGGACGGACUCCCGCAGUACCGUCAUCAGUCGAUUCUGCUGGAUCUACGCAACCGUGCGUACCUGGUGCAGUUUAUGCACGUGAACGUAACCGAGACACCGAUCAUUCCGUACGAGAUCGAUCGGUACUAUGUGUUUGGAUCGAACCGAGCUCGCAUUUCGGUGGUAGGGGACGUUGUCGGGGCCAUCUUCCCGACCAUGCCAAUCAACACGACCUCGCUGCUGACACUGCCGAUGGAUGCUGCGGAACAGAACAUGUUCAGCUUCGCCGCCAACUUCUACACGAUCAAGUACAUGCGGGCGAGCACGCUGCGUGAUAAGAAAACCGAACGGCAGGCGUUCCACUUCAUGAACAUUCUGUACCAACGCCAGCUGAGCUACCUGAUGGAGGACGGUGGUUUUUCGCUGUUCCGCGCCGACUGGAACCAUUCAGCGCCAUCCGUCUGGUUGACGGCGUACUGUGCGCAGGUGUUUGGCGAGAUGGCCGGUUUGUACGAGUACGAGAACUUCAUCUUCAUCGAUCCGUACAUGAUACAGAAGAACAUGCACUGGUUGUUGCGCCACCAGAAGGACGACGGUUCGUUCUGGGAGGAAACCUGGCUACCCGAUCGGAAGGCGAACAGCUCCGGAUUCUUCUCACGCAACGAAAUCGUCCGGGAGAAGAACAUCACGCUAACGGCGCAUGUGCUCAUCACACUAACGACGGUUAAUCUUCCCGCCGGUAAACUUGCCGCCAGGGUUGCUCUCGCACAGCAACGAGCGUUACAGUACUUACAGCGGAGUCUGGCCACGAUAAAGGAAUUUGGAUCGGCGUACGAAGUGUCCAUAGUCGCGUAUGCCCUCAUGAUCGCCAAAGCACCAAAAGCUGAGGCAGCCUUCACGAUGCUGUCGGCAAAAAUGCGAUCGAUCGGCGAGUUCAAUUACUGGGGUAACGAAGAGGUGCCGCUGCCACCGACAAAGUUGGAAAAUCAACGCUACUUCUCGCUGCCUCGACUCCCGUACAAGUACGAUUCGCUCAACAUCCAGACGACGGCAUAUGCGCUGUUGACGUACGUUUCGCGCCAGGAACUGCAUGUCGAUCCGAUCGUGGCGUGGUUGAACGCACAGCGUCUGACAGAUGGUGGCUGGGCUUCCAGUCAGGAUACGGGUCUCGCGAUGAAAGCCCUCACCGAGUACAGCACACGCAAUCGCGUCUCGAACGUUACGCAGCUAGCGAUCAAGGUGGAAGCGACUUCGCUGCCCGGCGAAACGAAACAGCUUUACAUUACUCGUCAAAGUCUGGCUCAGCAGCAGUUUUUGGACGUGCCUAACGCUUGGGGUACGGUGAGAGUAGAAGCAACCGGUGUCGGUUACGCCAUUUUGCAGAUGCACGUGCAAUACUCGGUCGAUACGCACAAGUUCCAGACGCAACCGCCCGUACCGGCCUUCGAUCUGACCACGCGUACGAUCUUCCACGGCAGGAAUCAGUCGCAUAUCAGCUACGUCAUUUGUCAACGAUGGACUUAUACGGAGGAGUCGAUCCGCUCGGGCAUGGCCGUGUUGGAUGUGACCGUACCUACGGGUUACAUGAUCCAGCAGCAACGUCUGGAUUCCUACAUCUUGAGCCAACGCGUCCGAAACCUGCAGCGUGCUCGUUUCCAAGAGCGCAAGGUUCUUUUCUACUUCGACUAUCUGGACAACGAAUACGUUUGUGUGAACUUUACCCUGGAGAGAUGGAUGCCGGUGGCCAACAUGUCACGCUACUUGCCUAUCCGCGUGUACGAUUAUUACGCACCAGAACGUUUUAAUGAGACCAUAUUCGAUUCGCUACAAACGUACCUCCUGAACAUAUGCGAGGUCUGCGGUAGCUCGCAGUGUCCAUACUGUUCGAUCUACAAUCUUGCCGUACGCUUCCCGGGCUCGCUAAUGCUGAUGCUGGUGACGAGCGUUAUCCUCGUUGCUCGACACUAUCGAAUAGUGAACCCGAACGCGUGGAUCCUGUGGAACGAUUAA
Anopheles nili is the source of this 5490-nucleotide messenger RNA. It is a transcript of the gene Mcr, whose product is annotated as CD109 antigen. Gene Ontology annotation, molecular function: protein binding; endopeptidase inhibitor activity. The record is from RefSeq and is a predicted model, not a curated record. Gene Ontology annotation, cellular component: extracellular region. The coding region runs from base 1 to 5490 and encodes 1829 amino acids. Lineage: Eukaryota; Metazoa; Arthropoda; Insecta; Diptera; Culicidae. The transcript is spliced from 8 exons.